AUGCUCUUCUUGGACAAGCCCACCAAUCACCUGGAUACUGAGACUAUUGAUGCCCUGGCUGAUGCCAUCAAUGAGUUUGAGGGUGGCAUGAUGCUGGUCAGCCAUGAUUUCAGACUUAUUCAGCAGGUAGCACAAGAAAUUUGGGUCUGUGAGAAGCAGACAAUCACCAAGUGGCCUGGAGACAUCCUGGCCUCUAAGGAGUGCCUCAAGCUAGUGGGUGAAGAGUCCCAGCUUAGCAGGAGGACCCACAAUGUGUGA
Pipistrellus nathusii (Nathusius's pipistrelle) is the source of this 258-nucleotide messenger RNA. The record is from the annotation of a GenBank genome assembly. Lineage: Eukaryota; Metazoa; Chordata; Mammalia; Chiroptera; Vespertilionidae.